UAUAUUUAGUAUACCAAGCCAGGUUUUAUCCAUGUAUAAAAAAAAAUUAUCCAUUGGUAGAUUAUUGGUUGUUGCUAAUAUUUGGCAACUGAGUGCCACAUCAUUCACGGAAUUCUCUCAAAGAAGCUAUGGCAUUAAAUCCACUGGAAUCUAAGAAAAAUAUAUACAACAAGGUCCUUGGUGAUAGAUUACAAAAAGUACCUAAUAUCAAUAGAUAUCCUGAUGCACUUCCAACUUAUCAAACAGUCCAAAAAUCAAUGGAUAGAAUGGUUAAACAAGCUAGGCCUAACCUACCUAAAACCUCCAUGGAUCUUAUAUUACCUAUUGAGUUCACAUUAUGUGAAGGGCAACCAUUCCUUUUAGGGAACCAUAAUAAUGAAAUCUUAAUUUUUUCAACAUAUGAAUUUAUCAAGAUCCUGACAGAAUCAGAUACAGUGUACAUGGAUGGCACAUUUUUUAUAGCACCAAAUAUUUACCAGCAACUUUAUUCAGUUCAUGUUUAUUAUAAGGAAUAUAUGUUGGUUGUCAUAUAUGGCCUUUUGUCAAACAAAAGAAAAUCAACAUAUAUUAAACUUUUUAUCAUGAUCAAAGAGAUAUGUGAGAAGUAUAAUUGUAUUUGGGCACCUAAAUUUGUUCAGUUAGAUUUUGAGCAAGCUGCUAUAGAAGCUUUGCACAAAGUGUUUUUAAAGAUCCAAAUCAAAGGUUGCUUUUUCCAUUAUACCCAGUGUAUAUGGAGAAAAAUUAAUACAUUACUCUUGAAAUCCCUCUAUAAUGAGGAUCCUAUGAUGAGAACGAUUAUAAAAAGAAUGUGUGUAUUACCACUUCUAAAUCCGCAAGAUAUAAAUGAUGUGGCACUCAGUUGCCAAAUAUUAGCAACAACCAAUAAUCUACCAAUAGAUAAUUUUUUUUUAUACAUGGAUAAAACCUGGCUUGGAAAUAAUUCAAUGUUUCCUAGAGAGAUGUGGUCCAGAUAUGGUACAUCUGGACCUAGGACCAAUAAUCAUCUAGAGGGCUGGCACUCAGCAUUAAAUAAAUCAACAAGAUCUUCGCAUCCAAACAUUUAUACAUUUAUAAAUUUAAUUCAAAAAGACCACAUAUAUAAUAAAUUAAAAAAGGUCCAACUUGACCUGGGGAUGACAACAAAAAAACUAAUAAUAAAUAUAUAACAAAAGAAAAGAAUAUUCAAAAUCUAAUUACUCAAUAUAAUUUAAAAAUUAUAAAUAAAUAUUUAUUUGCUGAUAAAGCAUCUUGUUAUAUAAAACUUAUGUAUAAUUAUAAUAUAGAUGUAUAAUAAAAUAUAAUA
Molecule: messenger RNA, 1303 nt
Organism: Gordionus sp. m RMFG-2023
Lineage: Eukaryota; Metazoa; Nematomorpha; Gordioida; Chordodea; Parachordodidae
Exons: 3
Coding region: 129-1166 (345 amino acids)
Source: RefSeq, a predicted model, not a curated record